AAUAAACUGGAGCUGACGGGGAAGGUGGGGGAGGGGGCUCUUCUCUUGGACUUCUGGGUGCUUCGUUCUGCCUUUUGGUGAGGUUUAACUCCGACGCCGGGUCCUGGAAGCCAGGGGGACCCCUAACACUGUUCUGGAAGGAGAAAACAGCUCGUGUGGUGAGCGGUUCAAGUUGCGGAGGGAGUGCGCGCCGGGAGCUCCCCCCCCCCACAUCCCGGCGAAUGGUGCGGCCCUGAGCGGGUCUCGGAGCCAGCCCGACGUGUCUGGGAGAGGCCCCGGAGGGGGCGGGAGGGUGGCCCGCGGGACGCGGGUUCUGUGGGGAGACGUGGGGAACAUUUGAUUCCGAGAAGAGGAAGAGCCCGAGUGACCGGGAGCGAGCCGGCGGAGAGGGAGGGAGGGGGCUGCCAAGAUGGCGACAGCCUCCUCUGGGCCGUCGUCGGCCGGGUUUCCAGCCUUUGAUCCUGGGGUGUCUUCCUCGACCUCAGCAGCAGCACCUGGAAUCAAGAAACCCUUGGCACCUGAGGUGCCUUAUACCUCUAGUGUGUCCAGCAAGAAAAUAGGCCACAGGGGGGUUGAUCCCUCAGGAGAGACAACAUAUAAAAAGACAACCUCAUCAGCUUUGAAAGGUGCCAUCCAGUUAGGCAUUACUCACACAGUGGGAAGCCUGAGUACCAAACCAGAGCGGGAUGUCCUUAUGCAAGACUUCUACGUGGUAGAAAGUAUCUUCUUCCCCAGUGAAGGAAGCAACCUGACUCCUGCUCAUCAUUACAAUGACUUUCGUUUCAAGACCUAUGCACCCGUUGCCUUCCGUUACUUUCGGGAGCUGUUUGGCAUUCGACCUGAUGAUUACUUGUACUCUCUUUGCAGUGAGCCUCUGAUUGAACUCUGCAACUCUGGAGCUAGUGGUUCCCUCUUCUAUGUGUCCAGUGAUGAUGAAUUCAUCAUCAAGACAGUCCAGCAUAAGGAAGCAGAAUUUCUGCAAAAAUUGCUUCCAGGAUACUACAUGAACCUCAACCAGAAUCCUCGAACUUUGCUGCCUAAAUUCUAUGGACUGUACUGUGUACAGGCAGGUGGCAAGAACAUACGAAUUGUGGUGAUGAACAAUCUCUUACCGCGGUCAGUCAAAAUGCAUAUGAAAUAUGACCUCAAGGGUUCAACCUACAAGCGGCGGGCUUCUCAAAAAGAACGAGAGAAACCCCUCCCCACCUUCAAAGACCUGGACUUUAUACAAGACAUCCCUGAUGGUCUUUUUUUGGAUGCUGAUAUGUACAAUGCUCUGUGUAAGACCCUACAGCGUGACUGUUUGGUGCUACAGAGCUUCAAGAUAAUGGACUAUAGCCUCUUGAUGUCAAUCCACAACAUAGAUCAUGCACAGCGAGAGCCCGUAAACAGUGAAACACAAUACUCAGUUGAUUCCCGAAGACCAGCUCCCCAGAAGGCUCUCUAUUCCACAGCUAUGGAAUCCAUCCAGGGCGAGGCUCGACGGGGUGGUACCAUGGAGACUGAGGACCAUAUGGGUGGCAUCCCUGCCCGGAAUAAUAAAGGGGAGAGGCUCCUCCUUUAUAUUGGCAUCAUUGAUAUUCUACAAUCCUACAGGUUCGUUAAGAAGUUGGAGCACUCUUGGAAAGCGCUGGUACAUGAUGGGGACACUGUGUCAGUGCAUCGUCCUGGCUUCUAUGCUGAACGGUUCCAGCGCUUCAUGUGCAACACAGUGUUCAAGAAGAUCCCCUUGAAGCCCUCUCCUUCCAAAAAGUUUCGGUCUGGCUCAUCUUUCUCUCGGCGAGCAGGCCCCAGCGGCAACUCCUGCAUUACUUUCCAGUCAUCGGUCUCUGGGGAACACAAAGCACAAGUGACAACAAAGGCGGAAGUGGAGCCAGAUGUCUCCCUCGGCCGUCCUGAUGUCUUACCUCAGACUCCAUCUUUGGAGGGAGUCAUUGAGGAGUCACCCAGUGUCUCAGCUGUAACUGCAGAGUCUUUUCAAGUACUAAAUACAAGUACAACCUUGGAAAAGCUUGAAAUUACAGAGCCAGAGUUGACCCAUUGAGCAGCAAACCUUGGAAGACCCAAAACAAGAUUCUACUGUCUCUGUGAUCCCAAGAUGUCAGCCCUUGCCCCAGGAAUGCUGAAUUUUCUUCUUUUCUUGGUCAUCAAAAAAGGAGUAGAAAUUGGAGGCUAAGGGAGCUUUCCAUCUCCUUUUAAAAGAAGAGUCUCGUUCUCUCUCCCUUCUUCUGAGUGGGCAGUAGUGCCUUGGACAGCUGAGGACAGCGGCAUCUCCCCCGCUCCAGAGUUGGGGGACACAACUUUUCAGAUGGCUAGCCCUGGCUUCCACAUUGAUUUUUUUUUUUUCAAGUCCCCAUUUUUCAUUGGGAAUGGGGUUGCUGGACUUUGAUUCUACCAGGAGCUGGACUCUUAAUUUCCUCAGGACAGACUGGCCACCACAUUAUUCCCACCCUUAGCUCUUCCUUUCUGAUCCUUAGAGGAAGACCCCUGUAAUUUUUGUAAAUUUUUUUGGGGGGGGAUUAAUGGUAUUUAAACCACCUCCCAACCUUUUUUAGUUUUCCUUAAUAAAGGAAAAGAACAGCACACAGCACAAUUUCAAGCCAGUUUCAGAUAAAACUCCAGAAGUGUCAAAAGAGGUGCCUCUUGGUAUGCAGAAUUCCUACAGAGAAAUGGAAGGCAGUGAUUGAUCUGUCAGCAGCAGCUCCUUGUAACUUCUCUUUUGAUGAGUUUUUAAGGCCGAAAGAAUGGAGCAAAAGAGACAUGAGUUGUUCUCUCCCUUUGUAUUAAAACAGUGGGGCAGCCAUGGGGCUAGGAGAUGAAAGCCCUUCUUAAGAAGAACCCUCCUCACUGCCAGGCCAUAAUGAUUAGUACUAUUUUGCAGUUUGAAAUGUAUUCUGAUUCUUUUUCUAAAUAUGAAGACCUAGCAAAUGAAUUUUUGACUAUUCUCCAAAGGAGAUUUCUUCUUUGUUCUUCCCAUUUUUUCCAACAGUGUUCCGUUCUCCAUGGAGCUAAGGUGGAGGGAGACACGUGCGUCUGUUGAACAGUCAAUCUAUAUCUCUGAGGAUAGAGAAUAUUCUCUUAAACUCAUGGGGAGCAGCAGACUUUUGCCUUGGUGAGGUCAUCGCUGUGUCAAAUGGCUGCCCCUCUUGUUACAGGGAACUUGGAAACGGGGCUGAUAAACCCUCCCCUCCCCAUGUCUGAGAGCUGUGGUUGUCCAUCUCUUGUUUGAUCCACCACUCUUGUCAGGGGAAGAAGGGGGCGUGGUGUCUCAGGCAGAUUGUUGAAGUCACACACUACUAUCUCUUCUCCAUCCUACCCUACCUUGAUAGUAGGCUAGCCCAUACCCAAGUAACUGUCUAUAUUAGACACCCCCAGCCAGUUUUUGGCUGCCUGUCUUUGUUGCCAUGUUCUUUUUUACAAGAAGGAAAGAAACAGUUCUUGCUAUUUUUUUCAUGAUUUACUAUUUAUGAUGUAUUUAUGUGUUUUAUUCAGGACAGAGUUCUGUAAGGGGUGGGAGGGACUAAGUCUUAGGGAAAGGAAUGGGGACUCGACAUUUUUAUGAAGUGUUACUAUUUGCCUCUACUUUGUAUUGUUCAGAAAUGGCAAAUGCAAUAUAAAAGUAAUAAAUAUAAAUAUCUGGUUUUAAUGUAUAAACUUU
Dipodomys spectabilis (banner-tailed kangaroo rat) is the source of this 3658-nucleotide messenger RNA. It is a transcript of the gene Pip5k1a, whose product is annotated as phosphatidylinositol-4-phosphate 5-kinase type 1 alpha. NCBI's taxonomy places the organism in Eukaryota, Metazoa, Chordata, Mammalia, Rodentia, Heteromyidae. The transcript is spliced from 15 exons. Gene Ontology annotation, biological process: phosphatidylinositol metabolic process. Gene Ontology annotation, molecular function: phosphatidylinositol kinase activity. Bases 410 to 2044 code for a protein of 544 amino acids. The record is from RefSeq and is a predicted model, not a curated record.